Messenger RNA from Porites evermanni, 636 nucleotides. The record is from the annotation of a GenBank genome assembly. NCBI's taxonomy places the organism in Eukaryota, Metazoa, Cnidaria, Anthozoa, Scleractinia, Poritidae.
AUGAAACAAGGCUAUCGCAACCUGUCACAGGUGAGUGAUAGUGACGAAGAAACAGUCUUAGAACUGCAGUCCUCGGACGCCGAAAGUUCGUCGGAUGAUGAAAGCGUUUCAAGUGAGAACUAUGUAGAGACUGAAAGCGCUACAUCUCCGCCUGAAGGGACAUCCUCGACAUGGAAGGCAACAAUGAACUUGAUAAACUUCAUCGAAGGAGUUGGAUUGCUUGCUUUGGCGUAUUCUAUCAAAAAGGGUGGAAUCACAGCUGUGAUAUCACUGUUUUUAGUGCCAAUUAUCACCUGGUACGCAGGAAAAGUGUUAGCCGAGAGUUUGUACGACAGCGACGAGAAAAAAGGAAAGACUCGAACUAGAUCAACUUGGAAGGAGAUAGGAGACGCGAUAUAUCCUAAAUAUGCUGGUAAAAUUGUCGCCUGGAAUCAAGACAUUGGUUUUGUUUUUAUAGCAGUCAGUUAUCUAAUUCUCUGUGGAUCUCUCACAUCCCACGCCCUACCAACAGUACCCCUCUCGCAAACUUCCUGGACCUGCUUCGCUGCACUGCUUAUUCUACCAACAAUGUUUUUGAAAUCGUACUCCCAGAUUGCAUGGCUAAGUACUAUUAGUAUAGUCGCCAUUGGUCUAACU